Aspergillus wentii DTO 134E9 is the source of this 456-nucleotide messenger RNA. RefSeq lists its product as uncharacterized. The transcript has a single exon. The coding region runs from base 1 to 456 and encodes 151 amino acids. The record is from RefSeq and is a predicted model, not a curated record. Lineage: Eukaryota; Fungi; Ascomycota; Eurotiomycetes; Eurotiales; Aspergillaceae.
AUGCCAACAGGGUCAACCCAGGGAUGGCCUACACUUGUCAUCGAAACAGGAAUCUCCGAAUCGCUGCCCAGGCUGCGUAACGAUGCCAACUGGUGGUUCAACAACUCCAGCGGUGCAGUACGAAUCGUCCUUGUCAUCGCUGUCAGCAAGGCCAGGAAAGAAAUAACCAUUGAGAAAUGGCAGCUUUUGCCGCCAAAUACCCCAAUCCCAGUGACUCGUGCUACACUGAAUCAUAUCCGCCAGCAAUUGCCGGCUCCAAUGCCUCCUCGUGUUCACCAGGCAGCAGGAAACCAGCGCUCUUAUAAUGCGCAAGUCGUCAAGAUAGAUGUCGAUAAUAUCACAGGGGCACCCUUGGUUCUUCCAUUCCGUGCAUUAUUUGAUCGUCAGCCGCGGGGAAAUGAAGCGGAUGUUGUUUUGGGGAAGACAGAGCUGAGAUACUGUGCGCGUGUUGUUUGA